Molecule: messenger RNA, 450 nt
Organism: Aureobasidium pullulans EXF-150
Lineage: Eukaryota; Fungi; Ascomycota; Dothideomycetes; Dothideales; Saccotheciaceae
Exons: 1
Coding region: 172-372 (66 amino acids)
Source: RefSeq, a predicted model, not a curated record
AAUCAUGAAUAAUAUGAUUAGAGUCCACUACACUUCCUCCGUUGACAUUUCACGUCACACUCCAGAUGACUGCACCAUCGCCGAUAUCUGCGACCGCGAACGGGACGGGAAGAAUGCUCUAAAACUCAACGACAGAGUGUUGGUGAAGUACCGCAAUGUCUCGCUUGAAGAAUGUCGCAACCAGUCGAGGCGCGCAAGCUGCUUGAUCCAAAAAUUGUUGUCAUUCCCGCAGUCUAUCGGUACUUCUUCAGGGGAUCGAACAUCUAUCUUGUGAUGGAGUUCGUCGAGGGGGUUGUGAGAGAUCUUAUCGAGGAUGACGAGAAUAAAAACAGCCGUGCUCCAACUUUGAAACUCACUCAAUUCUACCCGUAGAAAUGCACAAAGUUAUUCAAUAUGAGAGCUUGUCCAGUGAGAGCUUGGAAAUUUUGCUCUCUCACUGGACAUCCCAAU